Thyridium curvatum is the source of this 3063-nucleotide messenger RNA. RefSeq lists its product as uncharacterized. The coding region runs from base 1 to 3063 and encodes 1020 amino acids. Gene Ontology annotation, cellular component: endoplasmic reticulum chaperone complex. Gene Ontology annotation, molecular function: ATP-dependent protein folding chaperone; ATP binding. Gene Ontology annotation, biological process: cellular response to hypoxia; endoplasmic reticulum unfolded protein response; negative regulation of hypoxia-induced intrinsic apoptotic signaling pathway. The transcript has a single exon. The record is from RefSeq and is a predicted model, not a curated record. NCBI's taxonomy places the organism in Eukaryota, Fungi, Ascomycota, Sordariomycetes, Thyridiales, Thyridiaceae.
AUGGCGCGAAGUCGGUGGUCGCCUUUGUCGCUUUUCCUCUGCGCCGUCUUCUUCUUUUCCGCACAGGUCUUUGCGGUGUCUGCCGUGCUAGGUAUUGAUCUCGGCACGGAGUACAUCAAGGCGGCACUGGUCAAGCCUGGCAUACCCUUGGAGAUUGUCCUGACCAAGGACUCGAGGAGAAAAGAAGCUUCAGCCGUUGCCUUCAAGCCGUCGCAAAAUGGACCGAAAGCAGGUGCCUACCCGGAACGACUGUACGGCUCUGAUGCAAUGGCCCUCGCUCCUCGAUUCUCAGGCGAUGUUUACCCCAACCUCAAGACUCUUUUGGGUCUGCCCGUGACCGAUCCCGUCGUGACAGAGUACGCAGCCAGACACCCAGGUCUUCAGAUCGAGGCGGAUAAGACGAGAAUUACUGCGGCAUUCAAGAGCAAGGGGGCUUUUACACAAGAGGAGGAGGCCUGGUUGGUGGAGGAGCUGCUGGCGAUGCAGCUGCAGAGCGUCCAAAAGAACGCAGAGUCUCUGGCAGGCUCUGGAACAACUGUUCGUUCUGUGGUUCUCACCGUGCCUCCGUUCUUCACCGUCGAGGAGAAGCGCGCAGUGGAGCUGGCAGCUGAACUUGCCGGGCUGCGUGUCCUGUCUCUGAUCAGCGACGGUCUCGCAGUUGGCCUCCACUAUGCGACAAGCCGCCAGUUCCCCAACGUGAAUGAUGGAGCGAAGCCCGAGAUUCACAUGGUUUUUGACAUGGGUGCGGGAUCAACCAAAGCCACCGUCAUGAAGUUCCAGAGCCGCACUGUCAAAGAUGUUGGCAAAUUCAACAAGACGGUCCAGGAGGUCCAGGUGCUGGGCAGUGGCUGGGAUAGGACUCUAGGCGGCGACGCCCUGAACUCGCUCAUCGUCGACGACAUGGUCGCUCAAUUUGUUGACUCGCCUGCCGCCAAGAAGGCCGGUGUCACGGCUGACAAAGUCAAGGCUCAUGGCCGUGCUGUCGCCAAACUGACCAAGGACGCCGAGAGGUUGCGCCAUGUUCUCAGCGCAAACAGCAACACCCAGGCUAGCUUCGAGGGCCUCUUCGACGACGUAGACUUCAAGUACAAGAUCGAGCGUACGGCUUUUGAGAAGAUGGCCGAGGCGCACGCUGACCGAGUCGCUGUUGCUGUACGCAAUGCGUUGGCAAUGGCUGGUCUGAAGGAUGCGGACCUGGACUCUGUCAUCCUCCACGGAGGUGCCUCCCGCACGCCGUUCGUCCAGAAGCAGCUGGAAGGCCUAUUUGGCAACGCGGAUAAGCUCCGCACCAAUGUCAACUCAGACGAGGCUGCAGUGUUCGGAGCGGGUUUCAGGGCCGCUGAUAUCAGCCCCAGUUUCCGUGUCAAGGAAAUCCGUGUAUCGGAGGGCGCGUCAUAUCCUGCCGGUAUCAAAUGGACCAACAGCAAGGGCAAGCUCCAGCACCAGCGCCUGUGGACACCUACCUCCCAUCUCGGAGCUCAACCCAAGGAGAUUACCUUUUCCAACAAAGAGGAUUUCACUGUGGAAUUUUAUCAGCAAGUCCCCUCUCAAGCAACCGCUUCCGACCUGGUACAGAAGCCCACCAAGCUAUUCGCCACCAAGAACCUCACUGCCACGGUGGCAAUGCUCGGUGACAAGUAUGGCUGCGAUACUACCACGGCCUCUUUCAAGGCUGCGAUGCGCCUGAGCAGCGAGAACGGCGAGGUUGAGAUCACCAAGGCCGCCGUUGAGUGCGAGGUCGAAGAUCAGGAGAAGGAAGGCUUCGUUGACGGUGUCAAGAAUCUUUUUGGGUUUGGAAAAUCCAAGGACCAAGAGCCGCUCAAGGGAGAAGAGGCAACUGCAAGUGGUGAGGAGACGCUAUUUGAUGCUUCCUCAACUUCUACAGAGUCCACCUCCUCUUCUGCCUCUACCCAAUCUUCUUCCUCAGCUACUACAACGGCCAGCUCCGCUGCUGAACCGAGUGAUGCCAAGGAGAAAGUUUUGAAGAAGAAGCUGGUCUCAAUCCCCGUUGACUACAGCCUCGAGAAGGCGGGCAAUCCUCAGCUCUCCAAGACCCAAAUUGCAUCACUCAAGGACAGACUCAAGGCUUUUACGGCUUCCGACCGGUCGCGGCAACAGAGGGAGGAGGCACUCAACCAGCUUGAGGCCUUUACGUACAAGGUGCGUGACUUGCUCGACAGCGAAUCCUUCAUUGCCGUAUCGUCCGACGAAGAGCGAUCAAAGCUUGAGAAGCAGAGCAGCGAGACAAGCGAUUGGCUGUAUGGCGACGGCGCGGAUGCUUCACGAGACGAGUUGAAGAAGAAACUGAAGGCACUGCAAGACAUUGUUGGGCCCAUACAGAAUCGCAUUGAUGAAAACGCGAAGCGACCCGAGCUCGUCCAAGGGCUCAAGGACGCUUUGAAGCAAACAGAUGAUUUUGUCAAGUCCAUCAAGGAAAAGAUCGCUGAGCACAAGGCAUUCUUGGCCUCUUCAUCGUCUUCUUCUACAACGACCGAAGCCUCUUCGACCACAGCUGCCCCUUCCAAGGACGAUUUCGACGGUCUUGAAGACGAGGACGCUGCUUCUACCACCAAAGAGCCGGAUAUGGACGACGUCCUGAAGGAGCGUGGCCCCGUCCCGCCGUUGUAUACUCUUGAAGACCUCAAGGAAUCCGAGGACCUCUUCAAGACUGUCACUGCGUGGCUGGAUGAGAAGAUCGCUGAGCAGGCCAAGCUUGGCCCGGCAGACGACCCUGUCCUGACGAUCAAGGACCUGAAGCUCAAGCGAGAGAAGCUUGACAAGGCAGGCAUGGACCUUGCCAUGAAAGCUGUCCGAAACUUUGAGGGCAAGAACAAGAAGAAGGCGAAGUCGAAGUCGAGCAAGACGAAGAAGCCCAAAUCAUCGAAGACGGAUGAGCCGGCCGCGGGUCAGACAAUCAAGCUGAAUGUCGGGGAGGACGGCCAGAUACCGAGCAACGAGGAGCUCGAGGAGAUCCUCAAACAAUACAAAGCAGAGCAAGAGCAGAACCAGGGGGCAAAGAAGGAGGAGAAGGACGGCGAGGCAGUCAAGCACGAUGAGUUGUGA